AAUAACAGAAAUGUGCACUGAGGCAGAGAUGAAAUCACGUGGCUCUUAGAGGUAAGGGGAAUUUAUGCUGGGCAAGAUUUUGCGGAGUGAAGUUUUUAUUAUACAUAAAUAGCGAAAGAAUAAUCCAGGCAAUGACUUGACGUUUCAGCUAUAUGUUCCACUAUAUAUAGUUCGGUUUAGUGCAUUGCCCCGCCCUCGGAUGCCUCAAUACAUCUGCUAACCCUGCAUGCAGCUGCGCUGAGACCGGCCACAUAUGGGCAAUAUAUAUACCACGGGAUCAGAUUUGCCAUAAACGCAGGAAGGUGUUCGUAUAUAUCAGUUGUGGAUGACUUUCAAAAUGGAGAACGAACCACUGCGGGGAUCUACCGAGGCUCCUGUUUACAACAACAAAUCGGAAAACAAGCCGAAAUCGAGCCGGAACAAUUCGGGAUGUAAAGGGCGUGUGCAGAACAACUUACUGUUGAUCUUAACGGUUGGUGGCAUUCUAUUAGGUAUUGCCAUCGGGUUUGCAGUCAGGCCGUUGAAUCUGUCAUCAGAUGCCAGGAUGUGGCUAGGUUUACCUGGGGAAAUUUUCCUGCGUUUGUUGAAGAUGCUGAUUCUACCGCUUAUCAUAUGUAGUGUGAUCUCAGGGACAGCCUCAUUAAACCCUAAAUCAAACGGGAAGAUCAGCGCCAUAGCCUUCACGUACUGCCUCUUGACGAACUUCAUGUCCUGUGUUAUAGGCCUGGUCUUCACAUUAAUUAUCAAACCAGGACGCUUUGUGGAUGCGAAAAAUACGGAGUCGGUUAAAACUCAGAUGUUACAGACGCAGGAUAUUUUUGCGGACUUACUAAGAAACUUGGUACCCGAUAACAUUGUAGAGGCAUGUUUCCAACAGGUUCAAACGCAGUACAAGAAAAUUGCGAACGAAAUUGAAUCCAUGAAAUCCAAUGAGACAGAUGGAAAUUCCACAAGCAGCCAACUGUACACUUUCUCAAAAUAUUUGGGGAAAACAGAUGGGACAAAUAUACUAGGUUUAAUAGUAGUAUGUCUUUUGAUCGGCAUCGCUAUUAACAAGAGUCAAGAGAAAGGCAAGCACUUCCUGCGCUUCUUCACCUCUGCCACGGAAGUUGUACUGAUCCUGCUCAGAUGGUUGCUAUGGUACACUCCCUUAGGUGUGUUUAGCUUGAUCGCAGUGUCCUUGGCCGGUAUAGAAAAUCUGGAACAAACCUUUGUACAACUGGGACUUUUUGUUCUCACCGUGUUCGUAGGGAUCGUCACUCACCAGCUCGUCUUCAUCGCCCUCAUUUUGUUCGUAUUGACCCACAGGAAUCCCUACCGGUAUCUUCUCAGCAUAUCGCGUGGCUGGAUGCUCGCUUUUGCCACCACGAGCACGGCAGUCGCUAUUCCAGAAAUGGUGCACGCAUGUGAAGUUAGUAACAAAAUAGACAAAAGAGUAUCCAGGUUCGUCGUGCCAUUCUGUGUCACGCUGAACGCCGAUGGCAGCGCCCUCUAUAUCACGGCGGCUGCUUUAUUCGUAGCCACGGUUACUGGCAAUUCACCAGAUGUCAGCACUACUGUCAUUGUCAUCGUGUUGACCACAGUGGCAGGCUUGGCCAUUCCUUCCGUACCCAGUUCCAGCAUUGUCACUUUGGUCGUCAUCUUGUCAUCAAUAAAUAUUCCCACAGAGGCCAUCGGAUUUCUUUUCACAGUGGAAUGGUUUCUGGAUCGGAUUAGAAGCACAAGUAAUGUAUUUAGUCACACCGCCUGUGCUGCCGUCGUGUAUAGAUUCUGCAAAUCCGAUUUAUCUCCAUUGCAAUUAGACGAGGAGGUUUUGGAAGUGAAGGUCAGCAACCUUGACAUUCAUCGGGAAGGUCAGGUGGAUAAUCACGUGGACAGUGGCAAAGAGGACGGCUUACAUCCUGUACAUAUCGUUUCGUAAAACAAGACUAGGCCUGUUUGCUAAAUAAAAAGGUGUAUCAGUUACAUGACAUCCAGGAAACAGCAACAAACACACUAGAAAUUGAGAGAAACACGUGGAUAGUCUCAUGCAUGGACAGUCACAUGCAUAGGCAGUUCUAAAACGGACGGCUAAGAUAUUGCACAUAGGACGUUUACACAAAACGCUCUUCAGUUGCAAAAAAGCCGUAUGCAGAAUAAUAAAGGCGUUGUGAAUAAAACAUAACCUUGUGAAUUUAAAAAAAAAAUGAUGUCAAAUAGUCUGUUACCAGAAUGUCAACAAGGUCGGUUAAGAGGACUCAUUCCGAGACUCCGAAAGGACAAACACAGAGUUAAGAAAGAUUCGUCUCUAUACUGAUUGUUCUCUUUAUGAAAAAGAAGGAUAUGUAUAUCGAAUGUGGAAAUAAAGAAGUUAUAUAUAUAUAUAUAUGUAGUAAAAA
Liolophura sinensis is the source of this 2378-nucleotide messenger RNA. RefSeq names its product excitatory amino acid transporter-like. Gene Ontology annotation, cellular component: plasma membrane. Gene Ontology annotation, molecular function: L-glutamate transmembrane transporter activity; neutral L-amino acid transmembrane transporter activity; glutamate:sodium symporter activity. The coding region runs from base 326 to 1921 and encodes 531 amino acids. Lineage: Eukaryota; Metazoa; Mollusca; Polyplacophora; Chitonida; Chitonidae. The record is from RefSeq and is a predicted model, not a curated record. The transcript is spliced from 12 exons. Gene Ontology annotation, biological process: L-glutamate transmembrane transport.